UUUGAAAGUUGGAAGGCGGAUGGAAUGAACUUGGCGCUUCUCGAUGUGUAGUAAAGUUGAUAAUUGCUCCUCAAAGUUGGAAAGUAUUGAUGGUGAACUGUCAAAGAUAGAAGAAAAAUUAGCAAACUUUGACGAAUGCAGAAAAAGAACGUUUAGUUUACUAGAAUCACAACUAGAAUCUCUUCAAUCUGUACUUCAAAAUGCUGAUAGUGAUACGGAUAUCAAGCAACACACCAGUUUAAUUGUAUCAACUGUAAAGUCGAAAUUGUCAGAUUACAUAAAAGCCCACCGUGAUAUUCACCUUCCCAUUUCGAAAUUCGGAAAACUUGUAGACAAGAGUUUUGUUGACGAACUUUCUCAUCUUACUACCUAUUUUACAAAUCACGAGAAGAAAGAAUCUAAAACCACCAAAUCUAUAACAAAACCUGUAUUAAAAGCAUCAUCGCUAUACAAAGAUUCUCUGUCAUCUAAAUCUCCUGAUGAUCUCUUACGGUUAGUUAUCAUCGAACACUUACUUCGUGAAGGCCACGAAUCUCUGGCCGUUGACCUAAUGCAUAAUUUCGGUUUUACUCAGGAAGAUAUAGGAUUAGAAAAGUUUAAGGAGCUAAGUGAUCUGGUUUCAUCUACACAACGAGGAGAGCUAGAUCCAGCGAGAAAAUGGUUAUCAAAUAAUCGAGUGGAACUUGGAUGUAAAGCAAAGCAGUUAGAAUAUUGUCUAGCCAAACUUGAUUUUUUGUCUACAAUACAAAAAGAACCUGUGGAUCCAGCUGCUGUGAUUCAAAGUGCUCGUCAGCUGGUUCCUUUUGCAUCUGAUUACUCUUCAGAUUUUGAACAUCUUAUGGGGAGUCUUGUUUUUAUUGGACGUAGUCUUGAGGAUACUCCGUAUGCUGACCUGGCCUUGCCAACCAGCCCCACAAAAAUGUCUUCUGAAAGCUCCCAAGUAAACAAAACUUCUGAAGAUGUUUUUAUGAUAGAUGGUGAAUAUUCUCUCUCAGUGUCACCUGUAACAACUAAACACAAAACAGAUGGUAGCAAUGCUUUGACAGAAGCAGCAGAUUUGUUUAAGGCUUCAUGUUGUUAUCAUUUAAAUUUAUCAGACACUGACCCUCUACUCACUGCAUUUUCCUCCGGAUGUCGUGUACUUACUCGGCUCCAUUCGUUACAACGUGCAAUCGCUUGCCUCAGUAAAUACAGUUCGUUGGAUGGUGACAUGUUACCAAUUGCUGUUAAACUGGAUCCCAGCGCACACCGCCAUAAUAUCUUCCACUGUCCUGUUAUCAAAGAAGUGAUCUCUGAGUCGAAUGAUGGCGCUAUUGGAGGUGGCCCUGUACGCUUAACGUGUGGUCAUGCGAUAUCACGAGAUGCAUUCAACUCUUUGGCUAGUGGAGAUAGAAGUCGAAUGAAAUGUCCUUACUGUCCUGUGGAGACGUUUAAAAACCAAGUAUUGGAUCUGAUAUUCUAAAGAAAAAAUCAUCAACAUUUUGUGUGUAUAGAUUUAUGUACGCUCACACCAUGGUGGUGUAUCGUAUGUAUUAUAUAUACUAUAACAAACUCAACAUCUCAUAUAUUGAUACAAACGAAGCUGUAUUGUGAUAUGCUGACAUAGAAUACCACUCAGAUAUUGCCUGUUGUAUUAUUAAACUGUACGCUGUCUUCCUGUCAUCCACCUCCCAUUAAAGUUUUUACUUGACUAUUGCAAAAAUAGAAAUAAUUAACUGAUUAGAUCUAUUUGGUAGUUACACGUAUUGUUUUCUUUUCUGAUUAUUUCAUUUAGUCAUAUAGACAAACUAUUGUGUACAAGUAUUAGUUUAUUUCUCCCGCCGUAUCGUAAUUGUGGGAGGCACUCCACGUCUACAUAUAUAUAAUUUAUGUUUUGUCAUUUUAACACUAGCUUAUUGUCAUCGUUGUUCUUUUUAUCAUUAUCUUAUUUUUUGCAUUGAGUUCAAUAUAUUCUACUGCCUAAAUACAACUGUUAAAGUAUAAACUUAUAUAUUCUUCAUAUAUAUCAUGAUUCUUAAAUGGGCUAGGUUUACAUUUUACACUGGGUACAGUUUUAUAUAACUGGUUUUUGGAAGAAAGUGUGCCUGUAAUUAAUGAAUAACGUGUUUGCCAUAACGCCCUGAUAUUGGUACUGAGUUCAAUUAAGUUUACGAAUGAACUGUUUCUUUUUUCUAAAAACAAAAUUGUCAUAUAACUCAGUGACUCAUCUAAUUUGUUUAUGAUGUUAAAGUUAAGCGAAUUUAUCUUUUUCGUCAAUAAAUGUUCAUAUCGUUAUG
This is a messenger RNA of Schistosoma margrebowiei, 2276 nucleotides long. The record is from the annotation of a GenBank genome assembly. Lineage: Eukaryota; Metazoa; Platyhelminthes; Trematoda; Strigeidida; Schistosomatidae.